UCCUUUUGUGAAGCCCCUUCGCUAAAUCCUUCGCCUUAUUCCUGCAACGUCUAAUACAGGGUAGCGCAACAACUAUGUGGCCCCUUUCGUCCAACACCUUUGUCCCUGACCAGCAUAUUCCCGACCUCUCGGGUCAGGUCAUUCUUGUUACCGGUGGCAACGCCGGGCUCGGAAAAGAAAGCGUCCUGCGGCUAGCUAAACACAACCCUCGGAAGAUCUAUCUAGGCUGCCGGACCGAGUCCAAGGCCCGGGAUGCCAUAGCGGACAUACGCAGCCAGCUCGGCAAAGAUACAGACCAUGCCGGUUCAGCAAAUGUGGACAUCGAAUAUCUACCUCUCGACUUAGCCGCAUUACCGUCUGUCAAGGCAGCUUCCGAGCAUGUUAUCCAGAACACUGACCGCCUUGAUGUUCUGCUUCUGAAUGCUGGGAUCAUGGCUGUCCCACCUUCAAAGACUGCCGAUGGCUUUGAAGUCCAGCUGGGGACUAAUCAUGUGGGACAUUUCCUACUGACAAAGCUCUUGACACCGUUACUCCAAACGACAGCUACGGAGCAUAAGGGAGACGUCCGAGUCGUCAGCCUUUCUUCAUCUGGGUACGCAUUCGCACCGUCCAUCGAUAUUAUACUCGACACGGAUGAGCUCUACAAGCAAGGACCCUGGGUACGCUAUGGAGCAAGCAAGGCAGCGAAUGUCAUGUUUGCGGCAGAAUUAGCACGCCGACAUCCCGGGUUUACGAGCGUGAGCCUCCAUCCUGGAGUAUCUAAUACGGGGUUAUUUGCAAACACGAGGGAGUCUUGGUUGAUGAGAACGCUGAUGGCGGUGUUUGGCCCGUUGGUGUUUAGUGAUGUGGAGCAGACGUCACUAAACCAACUAUACCUUUCAAGAGGAAUGAGCCGGGAACAGUUGGUAAAUGGGGGGUUUUAUUUACCGGUUGGCAAGAUAGGACAGGCAAAGUGGCAGUCAGAUAUGAGCUACGGGAAGAGGCUAUGGGAAUGGACUGAAGCCGAGUUGGCAAAGAGAGGAUACAAUUAGGAGCUUAAAAGGGACACAACGUGGCCUAUUUUUCUUAACGCAGGAUGGAUUGUUUAGUAGCGUAGUGCGUUAAAUUGUAAUGACUUGGAAGUUGUCGC
Messenger RNA from Ilyonectria robusta, 1129 nucleotides. RefSeq names its product short-chain dehydrogenase/reductase. The record is from RefSeq and is a predicted model, not a curated record. The coding region runs from base 75 to 1031 and encodes 318 amino acids. The transcript has a single exon. Lineage: Eukaryota; Fungi; Ascomycota; Sordariomycetes; Hypocreales; Nectriaceae.